AUGGUGCACACGUAUGCAUCAGUGGACUUUAUGUGUUAUUCACCUGUUCAAUACAAUAUACCUCAGGCGAUAUCAGUACUAAUUGGAGAUAUUUCAUGGUACAUUUGCAAUAGUUCAAAUUAUGCGAGUUCACACUGGUUGACGGUUAAGAUUGGCCAAGUGUGUGUACACUUCAUGCAACAGUCUACUAUUUAUUCCAAGGGAGAGAAGAGACUCUACCCUUCUCUUCACAUAAUAAAAAUGGGUAGAAAGAUUGAGAUGAAGAAAAUAGAAGAGACAACGAAACGUCAAAUCACAUUUUCCAAAAGACGUAGUAAUUUAAUGAAGAAGGCGGAAGAGAUUGUUGUUUGUUGUGACAUUGACGUACUGUUUGUCGCGUUUUCACCGUCUGGUCGGAUCAGUAUAUUCUGUAGUCAAAAGAGUAUUGAAGAUAUGCUUCGGCACUAUAUAAAUCUUUCAGUUGAGAGGAGAUUGACUCACAUAGCGGAUGUUCAGAAAAAGUUGGAAAAACUGAGGCAAUUGAACCACAUCAACGGAGAUGUUAGCAAGUUACACUUUCUUGAAAAACAGUUUGUAUCUCUUUUCAUUCUCUCACUCGUUUUUUUUUUCUUUCUAUAAUUAAUUUAUUGUCUCUCAUUAUUUAUAUUUUAUUCACUCUGUAGAGUUGUUUCUGUCACCCAUCAUCGUUAUUUGAAUAGCAAAACUUAUGGUCGUGUUGGGCCAAGAUAUGUUUUGCUUAGAGAGGAUUAUUAUAAGCAUCAUUAGCUUUCCAUAUGCAAUUAAAUCAUCUAAUAAUUUAUAUUAAUACUCGUAUUUAAGGAUUAGAAUUAAUAAGUUCAAAAGGAGUGAAGUAAUGCACCCAGUACCAAGGGGUGUGGUGGCAUUGGAGGAGGUAUGAUUUUUAUUAAGGGGUCCAUCAUCUACUAUUCAUAAAAAAAAAAAUGGAUCUUAUACAAUGUAAUUUUUUUACAAACCCCCCUCCGCCCUUCUAAUUUCACAACUAUGUGGUGGGAUGAUUGGCAUUCUCCACUCAUAAUCAGAGGUUUCGAAUUUCAGCCCUUGAAAACUUCAUGGUAGGCACACUUUACUCCUUUAAUGGGCCCAUCCAAGACAAUUUUUAGUUAGUCAGUGGCUAGUGGACUACAUGUAUAAGAUAGUUUUAAAGAAAAG
This is a messenger RNA of Lycium ferocissimum, 1170 nucleotides long. RefSeq names its product agamous-like MADS-box protein AGL15. Gene Ontology annotation, molecular function: protein dimerization activity; DNA-binding transcription factor activity, RNA polymerase II-specific; RNA polymerase II cis-regulatory region sequence-specific DNA binding. The transcript is spliced from 5 exons. NCBI's taxonomy places the organism in Eukaryota, Viridiplantae, Streptophyta, Magnoliopsida, Solanales, Solanaceae. Bases 1 to 618 code for a protein of 205 amino acids. The record is from RefSeq and is a predicted model, not a curated record. Gene Ontology annotation, biological process: regulation of transcription by RNA polymerase II.